GGCGGCGGGCGGUCAGCGAGGUCGCGUUGGCGGUGAUCGGCAGCCGGGCGACGCUCGACUGUUUCAGAGCUUUCAGCCGCCGAUUCGCGAUUGUCACAUACAGCCGCGGCCUACCGCGAUCAACUUCGGCGUUCGCUGCAAAGCUGUCCGUUGCUAAUAGACGCUAAGUAUGGUGCGCGCAAUCUGAGUUUGAGCAGUCUCGGUGUUGCGUGAUUUUGGCUCUAUCUCGACGCGGCGAAGGGUGUGGAUUAGAACGUUUUAUGAUCAAUCAUGACAAUAACAAGAGUUACAAAACGAUGUUAGAAGGAUGGCUUUUAAAUGAAACAUAUGGUAAAUCGAUUGGUAUACAGAGUGAUUCAGAUAGAACACCCAAGGUACACGAUGUCUUCAAUAAAGUACUCAAAAAUGGCGUCGAGAAGGUUGACUCUGGACUUACCACUUAACGCCGUCACCAUCUCGUAAAGGACCAAUGUCAGCACAUGAUAGGCCUUUUGAGAAGAAAAGUAGUUUUGUACACGUAAAACAGAGGGAUUAAACGGAUCGAGUCAGUCCAACAGGCACAUACAGUUAGCCCAUAGACAUUCUUUGCCUGUCCCACCGUUCAUCAGGCAACGUAGGGUCAUCGCCUCUAACCAACAAUGUACUCUUCAGUGUUACGGGUGCCCACUAACGAUGAUGAAGUUAGCUACGUGAACACCGAAGACAGUCUCAUCAGCUCUAGGACCAGUACGGAAACUGUCAAUUCGGAUAAGAAGGAACUUGAUUGUUAUUUGUCCAAACGGACCAGAAAGCUAGGAGAUCACAUAUGGCUUAUCAUAGGAGUAGUGGCAAUGCUUUGGGGUACCGGCAUGUUGAUCUACACCCCAUAUGAGUUGCUCAUGGAUCAAAGAAUACACAUGUUGCCAGGACUUCCGCCUUUCGAUUGGUGGUUGCAUCCGCCCGAUGAAGUGCUGUUGAAGGUAUACAUUUUUAAUGUUACAAAUUCCGAAGAGUUCCUAAAUGGCACCGAUGCCAAGUUGAAGCUAAAAGAAGUAGGUCCUAUUAUAUACAGGGAAAAAUUGAGGCACACGAAUCCUAUCUUCAACGAAAACGGUACUUUGACGUAUACUGCCAACAGAUCAGCCAUAUAUUUGCCAGAGCUGAAUACUAUUGACAUGAACCAAACUAUCAUUAUGCCAAAUUUAGCCGUAUUGUUUAUUCCGUCAUAUUUCUACGACGCCCCGUUUUAUAUGAAAAUGGGGGUAAACCUGAUGAUGAGUAGAUCGAAAUCUAGUCCGUUCGUGAGAACGACCAUCCAGAACUACCUGUGGAACGAAACAGAUCCCAUUUUGGAUGUCUGCCAAAAGCUAGCGCCGUCCUUGGUCCCAACAAAGAACGUCGGAAUAUUGGAUAGGAUAUAUUCAAAUUUCGAAGACAACGUAACCGUUUACAUCGGACCAACGUUCGGUCACGACAGGUUCUUCUUAAUAGACAAAUAUGACGGAUCGGAAUGGCUCCCGAAGAGAGAAGGUCGCUGCAGUGACAAAGUUGUUAAUUCUUCUGAGGGAGUCAGCUAUCCACAAUUUCUAACCAAGAACGAUACUCUCAAGUAUUGGAGGAAGACCUUGUGCAAAGUCGGAGAAUUGGAUUAUGAGAGGGACGUCGAAAAGUACGGGGUAACAGCGUACAAGUACACGUUACUGCCUACAACUUAUGACAGAACGCUACCGGAAGAAGACGACUGUUACAAGGGAGAACCGACGUUGCCAAAUGGCCUAGCCGAUGUAUCAGUCUGCUACUUUGACACCGCCAUAGCUGCUAGUUUUCCUCACUACCUAUAUGGUGAUGAUGUCGUACAAAACUAUGUGGAAGGACUAAAUCCCGAUGUAAAGAAACAUGAGUCGUAUGUAAUAGUUGAACCGAAUACAGGGAUACCAUUGCAUGGUAUAGCGAGAUCCCAGAUAAAUCUAGUCAUGAAGAAUAUGAGGGGUUUCAAUCAGAAAAUGCAAAAGUUCAGUGAUAUGUCCAUCCCUCUUGUUUGGUUAGAAUACAAUCAAGUAGGAAUUCCCUGGUACAUAGAAUGGUUGAUCUACUUCACCGUGGUGCUGGUGCCGAUCCUCCAGACGCUGUUCACAAUUUUCCUGUUCGUCACGAGUACAUCGUUCAUAUGUUACUAUGCAUUCAUCAGGAUACAAUCCAGAGAUAAUUUGCUCGAAAACAAGAAGCUACAUUUCGAAUCUGAAAUAUUUCUCAAAACUUGAAUAAGAAAGUAUGUCAUUAGAAGCAGCUGUAUGUAAAACGUAUACCUAUAUACGAGAGGGUUUUCAUAAGAAAAAUGAAAAGCAGAAAUAUAUAAGUUGACAUGUUAGAUUUGACCCUGACCUUUAUUUGCAUGCUCAAUUCAAGGUCAGACCGUGUUUGAGAAUCCGUCUCAUGUUGCGUACCACAAAGGAAAUAAGGUGGUUGAUGUCGCUCCUAUUUGUCAGCAGGCGAUAAACGCCUAGGCAGGCAGCAACAAGCGCAUAGAGGCGACGAUCUUGUGCUCGUAUUUGUUUUGGCGUUAAGUAAAUGAGGUUUGAAUUGACUUUACACUACUGUGCUGUCAUAUUCGACAAUGUCAUUGAGUGAAUUUAUUUUAUUGCAAAACCAGCCAAUUUAUGCCUGAAAUCAAAUUUUUCACACGAUUAAGGUGACAAUAGUUAGAGUGCUUGAUUCUGCUACUGUCUCGUAGAUGGCGCUAGGAGCUUCAAUCUGAAGAUAUCGGUGAUCGACGAACACGGCGGUGUUGCCAGAUUUUUGACACAAUACUUGUAGGUUUCUGUAUUUAUUUUUGUCUUCUACCACUGUCUCAUAGAUGGCGCUGGGAUAUUUCAAGUCCCAUUUUGGGCGCCGGAACACAAGGUAUGGUUAGCUGUCUUCAAGACUUCAAUACAAUAAUCCUUAUUUUUAAUACUGAGAGAAGAACAUUGCUCUCAUUUUUUUUAUGUACACUCUCGUAAAAUGCCUUUCCAGUGCACUUGUUGGAAACAAGCGAACAUUUAGGUAGAAUAUCGUGUCACAGAUCAUAAGUGUUCUUUGGGUAAUAAACGCAGUUCAUGGAAUCUAAAUACGUCUUGUAUGACACCAUUGAUACUGAUUGUCCAAGCAUAUGUGGUACCAUUCUUCAGACCUUAUGAAGAACACAACGAAAUAGUACAACAAGCUCUAUUAUGAAGAUUAAUGCACUUAAAGGACUCUACUGUGAGUUGUUUGCUUUAAAUAACAUCUUAACGACAUUUUAUAAUCUAAAGGAAACAUUUGACCAGCCUAGGUGGUCAGGGAUGAAUUAGCACCUAUGGUCGUCAUCAUCAUUAUACAGGGUGUCCGCAAAGUUGCGGUUUUCCUUUUCAGAAAUAACUACCCUUGAAAUAACAAAGGUAAUGUGUAGUGAAACGAGGGCGACCAAGUGAAAAAAAAAUAAAGGAAAAAGUACUCAGUCUCCAGUUGACGAGAAGGGCUAAGUACGUCUCUGCCCGAAAUCGUACCGCUCCAACAGAAAAUGAAAUCAGCUGAUGCGCUACCGAGCAGACGCAGAAACCAUAUUGAUUGUCUUACACUUAAUGGCACAUCUUCGAACAAGGAAGGCAAAAUGUUGCGUAAAAAGUCUAGGUAUCGCAUCCCGUCCAAUCGAUUUGGGAGAAUAAAUGGUCCAAUGAGCAUACCGUUCACCAUGCCAGCCCAAACAUUCACCGAAAAUGUUUGUUGAAAAUGUGCCCGACGGACAGCGUGCGGAUUUUCUACUGACCAAACAUGAGUGUUGCGACAGUUAUUCACCCCAUUACGCGUGAACGUAGAUUCGUCUGUCACCAAUAUGCACUUCAAAAAGUCCGGAUUAUUGUCAUGUUGAUGCAACAACCACUCACAAAACCGCACUCUUGCUGGAAAAUCGUCAGCUUGAAGGGCUUGUACACGUUGGACGUGAAACGGAUACAGCCCCUCUUCACGCAGCGUUUGCCACACUUUAGUUUUUGAUACUUGCACUUCUCUAGCCACGUCUCUAGUACUUGUUGAGGGAUUCUCGUCUACGCGAUUACCUCUACACGCGUGACCGUAACCGUCGGUUGAAGGUUGCAUACUGACCUGACACACUGACCCCGACCCAGUUCUGCCGUCGGGUUGAGACCUUGUACCAGUCGGGGAUAUCCCGGCGGGUCGCGGCUACAGGACGGUAUUCAGAUAUUUUUGAUGUUGCAGAGCCCUUUAUCUCGGUUCCCUUAAAGCAUUGGUGUAUAUGGUACUAAGAAAGACAAGAUCUACACGUCGUGUAAAGGAAAACCCCAACUUUGCGGACACCCUGUAUUGAAACCAGAAACCAUAAGCUCAUAAAUGCCUAAUUAUAUCGAUAUCAAAAAAAAUUGCUGUAUCUCCAUAAAUAGAAUUUUCUUACGGGAUCAUAUUGUGUUCGAUGAAAAUACUACUGUAUUUCUUCAGACUGGAUUUCGGUUACAUAAGCUAUAGAAUUAUCAGAGACGUGCCAGAAGGGUUCUUUGCCUUUUUCACUCCUUUGCGGCAAUCCUUGAAAGGUCCAGGACGCUGAACCCCAAAAUACACCACUGAAGUUUAUUCGAAAGCAGAUGUUACUCGAUUUGUCGAAGAAAGCCUAUGAUACUGGGUGUCCAGGAAUAAAUUUCCCUUUUUAAAUGCUAAUAAAAAAUUGUCUUGAAGUUUUAAAAUUGAUUUAUUGAAGCAAAAAUACGCAUAAUAUAAGCGGAUUUCAUAUUUUGAAAAUUACAUUGUAGAGUUGCCUUCCGAUUCGGUCGAAACACUGCUGCAAUGUCGUCUUCAUGUGGUUAAAAAAUAAUUGAUGUAAUAGCUUUAAUUUCUUUUCGAAUUUCUUGUUUUAAUCCUUGCAAAAUCCUAGGCCGAUUAACAUAAACUUUACUUUAAAGGUAUCCUCACAAAGAAAGUCCAAUGGGAUGAGAUCUGGAGACCUAGCUGGCCACUUUAGGUCUCGAAAGCGAGAGAUGGGAAUCAUUCUAAAAAUGGAAAUUUAUUCCUGGAUACCUUGUGUAUGUAAUCUAGCACAUGUGAACUGUCGACUUGAUCUUACGAUUAUUAACUAUGUUACAGAUCGUAUUUUCCUUUACUGUAAGUUUUCUGACAAGUGCAACAGGAAACGCAUGUAUUAGAUAAGUAUGUCCAACUGUGAUAUCGCUUCGUCCUUUGUAUUAUUAUUCAGUUUUGUUAAUAUUCACAUUCAGUUUUUGUAGACGAUAAUUAUAUAAUAGCCAAGGUGAAAAAUAAAUGACAGGUUCAUC
This is a messenger RNA of Acanthoscelides obtectus, 5276 nucleotides long. The record is from the annotation of a GenBank genome assembly. NCBI's taxonomy places the organism in Eukaryota, Metazoa, Arthropoda, Insecta, Coleoptera, Chrysomelidae.